This is a messenger RNA of Hemibagrus wyckioides, 2211 nucleotides long. It is a transcript of the gene fastkd2, whose product is annotated as FAST kinase domains 2. The record is from RefSeq and is a predicted model, not a curated record. The coding region runs from base 80 to 2005 and encodes 641 amino acids. NCBI's taxonomy places the organism in Eukaryota, Metazoa, Chordata, Actinopteri, Siluriformes, Bagridae. The transcript is spliced from 12 exons. Gene Ontology annotation, cellular component: ribonucleoprotein granule; mitochondrial matrix. Gene Ontology annotation, molecular function: RNA binding. Gene Ontology annotation, biological process: regulation of mitochondrial mRNA stability; mitochondrial RNA processing.
CGGGAUUCAACCGAUGUAUCCAUGUGAAAGAAAAUGGACCGGGUAACAUAGUGAAGGCUGUAUUUGGAUUAGUUUCACUAUGAAUUUGUUCCUACUGAGGUCAGGUGAGAUGUUCAGGUCUGCUGCCAUUUUGGGCAGAUUUGCAUCACUCUGCCCGAACAGGACUGUCUUCCAGAUACACAGAUCCACAAACCGGUGUUUAUUGCACUGUGUCUGGUCCAGGAGAACAUUACAAGGCUCUACAUUUAACAUCCGAUCUUUCUGUCAACAAGAAACCCGUAUGUUGGAGUGUAAUGACCAGAAACAGUGCCUCAGCCUGCGAGUUCCUGACUUAACAGCCCCGAAAAGCCACGUGGAUCCGAGAACAACUUUCAGCCAGGAGCUCAAAGAGUGCAGGUCGCCUUCAGACGUGUUGGAUUUGGUGGAUCGGUGCAAUGUGGCGCACUGGUGCAUCAGUAACAGCUUGACCCGGAUGUGGCAAACUACCAAGAAGAUGGCAGAUGAGCAAAGGCACUGGGAGGUCCGGCUCAUGACCGAGCAUCCGACUUUUGAAAAGCUGUGCCACGGUGCCAGGAUGAACGCGCCACGCAUGAAUAGCCACAACCUGUCGUUCACUCUGCUGGCUUUGGUCAAGCUCGGGGUCUCUCAGAACAGCCACGUGGUGCAGACUAUACUCCGGGUCAUCCAGGAACGUCUGAACGAGUUUGAUAACGAGAAGGCUCUCUCCAUACUGUCCGCCUGCCUCGCCAAGAUGGAAAGCAGUAAAAAUGCAGACGCUCUUAAACAGGGAUUGAAGUUUAUCCUGGAGGAACGGAUUCCUGGCAUCCAGAGCGUGAUGCUUCUACACACCACCAUGCGCCUAUUCGGAAAAGACACCUCACCAGACAUAAAGCAGAAGCUGGAGAGGAAGGCGCUGUCUAUGGUGGAUCAGUUCUCUCUGAUGAACGUGCAGUACAUGAUGGACACAUUGGCCAGCAUCUGCCUGAAUUCCAAACCUCUGCUGGACAUCUGUGGAAAGAAGAUAGCUGAGAAUGUGCACAGCAUUUCCUUCACCAGGCUGGUAACGAUGUUGAAGUCAUGCAGUGAGCUCCGCUACAGGAACGUACAUCUCUUUACGUCCAUCUCCGAAUACCUGGCCGGUACAUUUCCCAUGUGGAGCAACAAGCAGAUGCUGCUGUUACUGUUGGAGUUUAAGAGGCUUCGAUUUCGUCCUGUCGCUCUGAUGGAUGCGUUUGCUGAAAGAGUUAUCCAGAAACCGGACAGCCUCACGCUCCGGGACCUGCAGGGUGUUCUGAAGUCCUACUCCUUCCUCAACCACCAUCUGAGGGAAAACCAGCAGGCAUUUCUGGAGAGCGUGACGCACGUCCUGCAGUCCUACCUGCCCAAGAUGUCCAACAUUGACCUUCUGAAAGCCGUCAGCUGCCUUUGCGUUUUCGGACACUUCCCUCAGGCUGCUCUGGAGAAGCUGCUCCGAAACGAGGUUCUGGAUGAACUGCUAAAGGAAGAAAAUCCAUUUUACACGCGUCAGGAACGACUGCUGCGGACGUUGGACCUGUGUUUACGGCUGGACCGACACGCCCUCCCUCCUUCCGUCUCCUCCAUCCCGAAGCUCCGCCCCUCGCCUCCUCAGAGUCGCCCCGUGAACCCCGCGCUGCUCAGCGCUCUGAGGAACCUGCUCGGGGAGGACGCGGUGACGGACUCGGUCGUUGUAGAAGGACACUACUUCAUUGACUGCGUGGCCACACUGCCUCCAAAAACAGAACAGGAUCAAACUGUGAGAGUCGCGUUGCUGUGUGUCUCCCCGACCUCGUUCUGCUUCGGUACGACCCAUCCUAUCGGUGCCGUGGCGCUGAACGUCCGUCAUCUCAAGCUCCUGGGUUAUGAACCUGUCCUGGUUCCGAUGCAGGAGCUCGUCUCUCAGACCCCUGAGGAGAGGACGGACCUGCUGAAGAAAUUAGUUUUUCCCCAACAAGAACAAGAAUGUCUCCAGGACUCUGUGAAGUGAAGUAAUAAGAAAAAGUGUCUAUUUGAGGAAUGUUUUUUCUAGAGUCGCUGCUCUCAGGAUGGAUGUAUUUUUCUGUGUCUGUUUAUUUUUAUUUUUUUUCACUUGAUUGAUUUUCACAUGUUCUCGUAUUCUCCCCGUGAUCUCAUGUCACGCCGACCCGAGCUGCCAGGUGGAAAUAAAUCUCUGUAAGUUGCUUUGAACUGCCC